Octopus sinensis (East Asian common octopus) is the source of this 3051-nucleotide messenger RNA. RefSeq names its product threonine synthase-like 1. Bases 247 to 2415 code for a protein of 722 amino acids. The record is from RefSeq and is a predicted model, not a curated record. Gene Ontology annotation, cellular component: cytoplasm. Lineage: Eukaryota; Metazoa; Mollusca; Cephalopoda; Octopoda; Octopodidae. The transcript has 11 exons.
UUGUUUCAACUUCUCGCACUCUUUCCUCUGCAUCUUUCUCUGUGUUUCGUUUUUCUUUUCUUUCUGUGUAAUGUGUGUGCGUGCGUGGUGGGGGUGAGUUGCUUUCAUUCGUUCCAGCUCAGUGCGUGAAAGCCAUGUGCCUGCUUGUCAACUAACGGUCUGGAUGAUUCAAGUAGUGGAAACCAUCAGAUAGGCUGAAACCAUCAGAUAUUGAUUGUACUCUUCGAGUGCUUUGGCCACACAACCAUGAUUCGACUGAAACCCUUGAACAAGUUAUUAACUUGGAGCUUUAUACGGGAUGGGACCAACAAGCGAAGGUUUUACACUAAACAGAAAAAUAUUAUAUUACUUGGAAGUCCUGGCUGUGGAAAAACAACAGUUGGUAGAAUUCUUGGGAUUAAACUUGGAUUACCUGUGAUAGAUAUUGAGAGUGACUAUUUAGAAAAUACCUGGAAAAUGCCAGUGGCACAAAAGCUUUCUGAAGUUGGAAUAAUGAUUUUUCUUAAAGAAGAAAGCAAAGCUAUGAUGAAUUUUGAGACCAAACAGCAAACUGUUAUUUCACUCACUUGUUCAAAUCCUUUACAUGUUGAAAGUUUCUCCAAAAUAUCCAAAAGUGGUGUGGUGGUUUUCCUAGAUGUCAGCAAAGAAGACAUCUUGAAACGUGCGACCAAAAUGAAGGUGAGCAGAAUAAGUGGUUUCAAGGAAGAAAUAGCUUUAAAAGAAAUUCUCAACUAUCGCCAAACUUUUUAUGAAAAGUUUUAUGACGUGAGAAUUAUAUGUGAAGAAAACGAAGAUCCAUUUUCAAUAAGUGAAAAAAUAUUUAAGACCCUUAACAAAUUGGAUAAUCCUUUUGGUUAUGUAUCUACAAGACACACUACACAAUCUGGACUACAUCAAGGUCAUAUGGAUUUUAAGACUACUUUGGUCUGUGGACUUGCAAAAGAUGGUGGCUUAUUUGUAGCAGAGGAGCACAACUUUCCAGCAUUGACACCUGGUCAGUGGAAACGUUUGGUUGGACUUCCAUAUAAUAAAAUUGCCUCGCGGAUUCUUGAACAGUGGAUUCAUCCAUCAGAUCUAAUUCCACAAACAUUAAAUACAUACAUUGAAAAUAGUUACAAAAAUGAGAUUUUUUCCAAUGAAGAUGUUAUUUCUAUAAAACAUUUAACAGACAAUCAAUAUAUACUUGAAUUAUUCCAUGGUCCAACAGCAUCAUGUAAAGACUGUUCUCUGCAGUUGAUGUCAAAGUUAUUUUUAGAAGCUGUACAACAGGACACUCUAAAAAAUAAAAAGUAUGUGAUUCUUGUUGCAACAUCUGGAGAUACUGGAAGUGCUGUGAUAGAUGGAUUUUCGAAAUUGGAAAGUAAUGGAUCCCUCGGUGUGAUGGUACUUUACCCAAAAGAUGGUGUCAGCAAAAUACAGAAAAAACUGAUGAUCAACGCAGAUAGAAAAAACGUCCAUGUUAUUGAAGUUGAUGGAGAUUUUGACUUCUGCCAGAAGACAGUAAAGAAUAUUUUUCAAAACAAAGAAUUGAAGGAUCUUCUUGAAUCAAAAUAUAAUUUAUCUCUCAGUGCAGCCAAUUCUAUCAACUGGGGAAUGCUUCUACCACAAGUGGUGCACCAUAUUGCAGCUUAUUUGAACAUGGUUAAAAAGAAUGUUAUUUGCUUUGGUGAUCCUGUUAACAUUUGUAUUCCAACUGGAAACUUUGGGAAUGUGUUGGCAGCAUAUUACUCUAAGAAAAUGGGUAUUCCUUUUCAGAAAAUCAUUUGUGCAAACAAUGAAAAUAACAUUAUUACUGAUUUCAUGAAGACUGGCUGUUAUUUCUUGCAUGGACGUAGCUUAUUACGUACCAUCUCUCCCUCUAUCGAUAUUCUAAUGCCAUCGAAUCUUGAAAGAUAUCUUUACCAUAUCUCCGGCAACUCAACUCACCUUGUGAAACAGUAUAAUAAAUCUUUAAAAGAUCGUGGCUGUUUUCAAGUUAAUAAAGAAAUUUUGAAUAAAAUUCAGUCUGACAUGUAUGCUGAUUGGUGCUCAGAAGAAGAUUGCUUGGAUACCAUUCUGACAACAUAUAAAACAUCUGGAUAUCUUCUUGAUACUCACACAGCAGUAGCGAAGGUUGUUGCUGACCGAUACCAAAAGUCCACUAAUAGUAACGAGCCAAUGAUUAUUGCUUCAACAGCUCAUUAUAUGAAAUUUGGUGACACAAUACUGCCCACUAUUCUUCAAGAUCGCCAACACUUUAAAGAACUGCCAUUAACAGACAUGAUGGAAAUAUUUAAGGAAUUACAACCCAGCCCCAAGCCUCAUUCAAAAGUGUGUGAAAUGAUUAAAAAAUCCCAAGUCCAUUAUACAGUAUGUAAAGCCUGUGAAAAUACUAUAAAGAAUGAAUUACUCAAGUUUGUAGCAUCACUAUCCUGAUAAUAUAUCAUUGUUGCCAAGAGGUAAUUUUGUCAUAGUUUUAUUCUCAAUCUUAAGUGAUGUUUACUUAUUAACUUGAGUACUAAUCAUCACUGUUAAUCAUAAUGUAACUUUUUGAUACUGCAAAGGCAGUUGACAGUGUAACAUUCAGAGUCCUGUCAUUAUUAACAUCAAAUAAUAAUGACAUCUCCUCUAAUGUCACUGCAAACAUCAGUUACUCCUGACCAACAUUCAUAACAAUUCCUGUAAUAUAAUUCUGUAAAUUAUUUGUUUUCGUUUGUUGCUACUGUAAAUACCAGUUCUUGCCAAUUAUUAUGCUAAACAGUGGUUUCUGUUGACAUGAUAAAUACCCUUUCUUGCCAGCUGACAUGGGAAAAUCAGUUUCCUGUGGGACUACAAGUGUUUCAAAUGCCAUCACUAAUAUUUAGAUAGUUUACUUUUGUAAAUUCAUCUAAAUGCAAGCUGUGAGAUGUUGCAGGUAAAAGUUCACACAGUAAUUAAGUGUCUUAAUUCAUACAGGACCUUUGGGGGGGGGGUGAAUUUCUCUUCAUUUGGUUCAAUGAAAGCAAAAAAGGAAGUGGAAAUAUCUAAGAAAAUCAUGUUCAAUUUGAGUAAAUAAAGUUCUCAUUUCGCUGA